This is a messenger RNA of Striga asiatica, 1866 nucleotides long. Lineage: Eukaryota; Viridiplantae; Streptophyta; Magnoliopsida; Lamiales; Orobanchaceae. The record is from the annotation of a GenBank genome assembly.
AUGUCGCUAAAAAGAAAUGAUUAUACAUACAAUAAGCAGCACAACUUCCGGAACUCGGAGCCGGAGGUCAGGCGGUACUGCAUCGACUGCCACCUCCCGAUCUUCUUGACCCCCUACACAAAAUCCACAAACGACGACGGGUACAUGGGAUCCACACACGACACGUGCGUGGACCCCCCAGACACGUUGGCCCCACCGCUAUUGCAUCCUGGGGGUUCCCUCGUCAUCAAUCGAAAAAGGCAUCGUUGGCGGAGGGAUGCUCCCAUGUGCAGCAGGUGCGGGUGGGAGUGUGGGGACACCUUGUACGAGUGCCCGGACGUUGAUGGUUGUGGGUUCAGGCUCGACUCGGUGUGCGCUCUCUCGGUCAAGGUGAUGCACAGGAGCCACGAGCACAGGCUGAUGGCUGUGAGAGGGUCGUUCUCCUCUAGCUGGUGCAGUGCGUGCGGGUCCCAGCACGGUGGCGGCCGCGCGGUGGGGUCAUUGCACUGGGACCAGUUCUAUGUGUGCGCCGAAUGCGACUUCUGGCUUCAUCCCGACUGUGCCGAGCUGCCCAAUGCCGUCAAAGGCGGGGGCGCUUUACAAGCAUCCACUUAUGUUGCUUUAUGUAAGGGGGUGUUUCAAUGCAAUAUUUGCAGCGACAUUGAGGAGAAGAAGGAUGAGUUCAAUGGUUUUGGGUUUUAUGUUUGCUUCAAUUGUGAUUACUAUACUCAUGUCAAGUGUGCCAAGGCUAAGAGUCCCCAUGGACUCAGGAAAGAGUAUAUCUUUGAUGGUGUCAUUCCCAACUCGAUUCGCCUUCCAAUGAAAGAUGACCACGUGAGCGUGAUGCCACUUUUGAUGGAGGCCCUUGACAUUACAAAUGACAGUCGCUCUACUAGUACAAGUACCGGCAGUGAUGUGGGUGGUCAUACUAUCGAUCUUGCUACUACUGGUUAUGAUCAUGAGAGAGUAGUAGUAGACGAGCAUGUUUUGAUCCUUCAUGAUGGUUAUCAUUAUGAUACUUAUGUCGAGCGUGUAUGCAAUGCUUGUGUUCAACCCAUCUCUCCAUCCAAUUCAUUUUAUAGUUGUGUUGAUCAUAACGAAACAUCAUCAGAAAAUGGCAGCCCAUGCAAAGAUUUCUUUCUCCACAACUGUUGCGCGUAUCUUCCCGCGGCACUUAACUUCCCUCGAAAGAGACAUAAAACACUCACCCUCUUAACCUGCAAGGCAGACGGCGAAAAGAAGACUCCCUUCAAUUUGUUUAAAUGUGACGGCUGCCAGUACACGUGCAAUGGAUUCGCCUACUUAUCACAGACGGACGAUGGCACUUCUCUUGUUAUGGACGUCGUGUGCGCCAUCAUGCCCACCUCGAUUAUGCACCGAUCCCACGGUGUAUUGGAAUUAAAACCCGACACUAGCUAUGCAUGCAACAACUGCCGUAAUUUCGGGAUACACUUAGCUUGCGCCCUCAUUCCGGAACAAGUAAUCUACAGCAAGUUUGAUGCCCACCCGCUUUUCCAUUGGUGUAAUCUCGAAAAGGAACAGUCGAUACUUUGCGAGGUAUGUGAAAAUAGCAUACCAAGUGACGAGUGGCACUACAAUUGCUACAAAUGUCAACAGUCAUUGCACUUUAACUGCACCCCAUUUGUCGAUCGACUCUCCAAGAUCAAGUUUGGGUUUACUAUCCGUGUACGAGGCCAUUCGUGUUCCGUUGCUUGUGUACGCGUGCUUUCGAUUUAUUGCUACCCGUGUGGCCAUUGCGGGAAGACCAUAAAGGAACACAAAGACGAAAUUGCUUUUGAGUGCCCCAAGUGUUAUUUUAGGAUCCACAAAGAAUGUUGUGUAGAAACACUCUUGUCAGAUAAGGUUGAGUGGAAAGGGGUUGAAUAA